UGACGAGUAAGUAGGACGAGUAAGUAGGGUCUGCCAUGCGGGUAUAUAUAAGGAGGAAGGCUGGCAGUAUACUUUAUAGUCGGUGAGGGACACGAACCGGAUCACGCAGCAGCAGCAGAGCCCCUUAUCGGAUUACUCGACUUAGAAGCUGAGCAGGGAGAAGCAGGUCUUCACAAUGGAGAGCCACGAGCUGACUGGCCACAGUGGAAGGAUCCACAGUGGGAGGAUCCACAUCGAGGAGCAGCUCCCCGUCGAGGAGACGCUGGACGUCGAGGAGCCGCUGGACGUCCAAGUCCCUGAAACAGCUCAUCAGAUUAGCAGUGACUCGUGGCUCCAAGCGGGUUUCGUCCUCACCACUGGACUAAACAGCGCUUUCGUCCUCGGAUAUUCCGGGACGAUCAUGGUCCCCCUUGGGUGGGCUCCGGGUGUUGUCGGACUGCUUGCUGCAGCAGCCAUAUCGCUCUACGCGAACAUGCUCCUUGCGAAACUUCACUUGCAUGGCGGAAAGAGGCACAUCAGAUACAGGGAUCUCGCAGGAUACAUAUACGGCAGGAGAGCUUAUUGUCUGACAUGGGGGUUGCAGUACGUAAAUCUUUUCAUGAUCAAUGCGGGCUUCAUUAUUUUGGGCGGUUCUGCUCUGAAGGCAGUCUAUGUUCUUUUUCGGGAUGACGACACCAUGAAGCUCCCUUACUUCAUAGCAAUCACUGGAUUUGUCUGUGCGAUGUUUGCGAUUGGCGUACCUCAUUUGUCGGCCCUGAGGAUUUGGCUCGGAAUCUCGGCAUUAUUGACUUUGGUCUAUCUUGUUAUAACUUUUACUCUCACCUUAAAAGAUGGAAUCAAUGAUCCCCCAAGAGACUAUAGUAUCCCGGGAACAAGGACCGGCAAAAUCUUUUCGACAAUAGGUGCCUGCGCAAAUCUCGUAUUUGUAUACAAUUCCGGAAUGCUCCCUGAGAUACAGGCAACGAUAAGGCAACCUGUUGUGAAGAACACGAUGAAGGCUCUCUACUUCCAAUUCACGAUCGGGGCUGUACCGAUGUACGCAGUUAUAUUCGCCGGCUAUUGGGCUUACGGGUCUUCGACCUCAACCUAUCUCCUCAGUAGCGUGAGCGGACCCGACUGGGUCAAGACCCUUGCAAAUGUCACGGCCUUCCUGCAAACUAUUAUCUCCUUACAUAUAUUUGCUAGCCCAAUGUAUGAGUACAUGGACACAAGGUACGGGAUCAAAGGGAGUGCUUUGAAGCCGAAGAACCUCUCAUUCAGGAUCCUCUUCAGGGGCGGAUACCUCACGAUCAACACCCUCAUGGCGGCCCUCCUGCCCUUCCUCGGGGAUAUUCAGAGCCUCACAGGGGCAAUUAGCACGAUCCCCCUCACCUUCAUACUUGCGAACCACAUGUACCUCAUGGCCAAGAAUAACAAGCUUAACUCUUUACAGAAGUCAUGGCAUUGGCUCAACGUCUGCUUCUUCGGGCUUAUGUCCAUUGCUGCAGCUAUCGCCGCGCUCAGGCUCAUUGCUGUGCACUCCAAGGAUUACAAUGUCUUCGCAGAUCUGUGAUUAUGCUUCUUUUCUUUUCUUUUUAACUUUUUUUUCUUUUCUUUUAGUUUUUUAACAACUGGAGUUCUGUGUCUUUUCUCCAAGUCUCAAGACGGGUGCAUUUUAUCCAAUUAUUGUCAAUUUCACUGUGGGUAACUAGGCAGAUCCGGGUCGAUGACAAAUUGAUUUACCGGAACUCCUCACCAUGAAACAAGCCUCAGAAACUUUUCGCAUA
Punica granatum (pomegranate) is the source of this 1766-nucleotide messenger RNA. Lineage: Eukaryota; Viridiplantae; Streptophyta; Magnoliopsida; Myrtales; Lythraceae. The record is from RefSeq and is a predicted model, not a curated record.